UUUAAGUGUGGAUAAGUUACGUUACUUUCUGACGUGAGAGGUUAGCUUAGAUCGGCCAGAUUUCACCAGACUCGGGCAUAAAUCAUCACGUAUAUUCCAAUAAAGUUACCCAAAGCGGGAAGAGCAUAGUUUCUCGUUACAGAAAAACUGCGCUAUGACAGAUGGACGAUGCUUCGAGUGCUUUGCGGAAUUAUUCAACUAUAAUUGUUUUCAGUAAUUGCGUAGCGAUCUCAAAUGUGAAAAGAAUUUUUGAUUUUAGUUGUAUCUUGAUCCAUGCACUAUGGUCCUCACUCUGUGUUUUAAAUUAAUGCAACAAGUAAAUCUAGGUGUAUUAGAAAAACACUUGAGACAAUAUCCGUGGAGGCUGUGGGGCCAGUCUUUCUUUUCUUGGUAUCUCAUACCAAGCUGGAUGGUUCGUUCAAGCGAAACGAUCUGUUACCAGCUCAGGAUUCUGAGUCAUUCGAUGAUGAGGAUACGACUGAGUACAAAUUUGAUGAUGACUUAGAAUAUUUGCGAUCGCUGGAUCCUAAGGAAUGGAAAGAACAGGAUCAUUACGCUGUCCUAGGAAUGGCAGAUCUGAGACACCGAGCUACGGAAGAUGACAUUAAGCGAGCCUAUAAACAGAAAAUUUUGAAACAUCAUCCAGACAAACGUAAAGCAAUAGGUGAGGAGAUUCGUAGAGACGAUGAUUAUUUCACUUGCAUAACUCGCGCCUGGGAAAUGUUGGGGAAUCCUGUAAAGAGACGAAGUUAUGAUAGCAUUGAUCCCGGGUUCAAUGACGAUAUCCCAGAGGAGAAAGACGCUAAAAAUAAUUUUUAUGAGAUUUCCUUUUUACAGGUUAUGGGAAAAGCGUUUCAGGAUAAUUCAAGGUGGUCCGAAAAGAAACCAGUGCCACAACUCGGGGGUCCAGACACGCCUAGAGAAAAAGUUGAACGUUUCUAUUCAUUUUGGUAUGAAUUUGAGUCCUGGCGUGAAUACUCGUACCUUGAUGAAGAGGACAAGGAAAGUGGUCAAGACCGGGACAUGCGAAAGUGGAUAGAAAAAAAAAACAAGGCAACACGGGCGAAACGGAAGAAAGAAGAAAUGACCCGAAUUCGUUCAUUGGUAGAUACUGCCUAUAGUUUAGACCCCCGAAUAAAGAAGUUUCAACGUGAUGACAAGGAGAGGAAGACGGCUGCGAAGCGAGCUAAACAAGAAGCGGCUAGAGCGAGGCAACUGGAAGAAGAACGACAGUUGAGAGAAGUAGCCGAACGAGAACGUGUCGAAAGUGAGAGGAAGCAGUCCGAGGAAAAAGCACGUAACGAUGCUUUGAAGCAAGAACGCGAGGCACAGAAGAAAGCCGUUCGUCGUGAACGAAAGGCAAUCCGCGACCUUUGCAAGGCAAAUGAUUAUUAUACUAAUGACCCAGGUGAAAGUCUCAAGCAUAUGGAAAGCGUUGAAAAGAUUUGCGAGUUGUUUAAGCUUGCGAGGCUGGAGGAUGUCACGAGAAAGUUACAAAGUGAAGGUCGGAAGGGAUUCCUUGAAGUUGUUGAGGAGACAGAGCGCAAAAUUGAGGAAGAACGCCGGGCUGGGGUAGAAAUUAAUGACAGGAAAAGCUGCACUCCUGAGAGAAAUGCCAAAUGUAUCACAGUCCUCUGGACUGAAAACGACCUUCAGCUACUGAUCAAGGCCGUGAAUUUAUUUCCAGCUGGUACUAACCAACGAUGGGAUGUUGUCGCUAACUUCAUCAAUCAACACGGUAAUGCAUCUUCAAAUGUUACUCGAACUGCUAAAGAGGUGUUGGCUAAGGCCAAAGACCUGCAGGCAACUGAUUUCAGUAAAUCUAGCCUCAAAGAUCAAGCCAAUAAAAAGGCUUUCGAUAACUUUAUUGCUGAAAAGAAGGGCAAGGAUGGUAUUGACGAUAGAAUGCCGGCAGUUACCGAGCGCCAUGACAAUCCCUUAACGAAUGGUAAUUCCAACACCAGAAUCCUUGACCACAGCUCUACACAAAAUUGCGGUGGUGGAGAAGAAGAAACCUUUCCCAAAGAAAAGGACGUGAAAAAGGAAACAGCUCUGUCUUGGACGCCGGUGGAACAGAAGCUUUUGGAACAGGCCCUGAAGACUUAUUCGGCAACCGUACCAGACAGAUGGGAUCACAUUGCUGCUUGUAUACCCAGCAGAACGAAAAAGCAGUGCAUGAGAAGAUAUAAGGAACUGGUCGAACUUGUUAAAGCAAAAAAGGCAGCUCAACUGGGUAAAUAAAAGGUGCAACGGUGAGACGAAGUAAAUGCUGACAAUAGAGAUCCAAUGCUUCGCAUUAACAAGUACACAUGUAUGUUUACACCACCGUAUAUAAUGAAUAUAUGCGUACAUAAUAGAAUAUAGUUGUAUUGAUUUAACUUAAACGUCUGAUUUUUGAAAUAUCAAGAAAUUUUAUUUGACAAA
Messenger RNA from Neodiprion fabricii, 2424 nucleotides. RefSeq names its product dnaJ homolog subfamily C member 2. Gene Ontology annotation, molecular function: ribosome binding; Hsp70 protein binding. The transcript is spliced from 6 exons. Gene Ontology annotation, cellular component: cytosol. The record is from RefSeq and is a predicted model, not a curated record. The coding region runs from base 568 to 2241 and encodes 557 amino acids. Gene Ontology annotation, biological process: 'de novo' cotranslational protein folding; regulation of translational fidelity. NCBI's taxonomy places the organism in Eukaryota, Metazoa, Arthropoda, Insecta, Hymenoptera, Diprionidae.